CAGACUAGCUGUAGUUCCUGUAGGGGAGGCUAGCAGGUUAGCUUGAUGUAACCUAGUUUGUAGCAGGAGGCGUUACAUCACUUUGGGUCGUGUCCCACCUGGGAAAUAACGGCUUGGAGGAACCUAACUCUUCAUAAUUCAUAUAAUUUUGUGAUAAUAUGACACUUUGACUUAAUAGAAAGAAAAUAGACAGCCUUAGAUAUUAACCACAUUUGUUGUUUUUCUAAAAGAGGCUGUCAAAACGCGACGAGUUUCAACAAGGACAGGUUUGACACGGAAGAAGACAUGUCCUGUCCAUGUACUUCAGCUGCCAGGCUGUUCCUAAACACUGCUCACAGAGGAUUAUCAUGUUCUCGGAUUCAACUUUUUUCCAUGAGCCGUCGAGGAUCUCGGGAAACCUUUCAUCCUCGCGUCUGCGUGAGGUCGUUUUCAGAGACCGCAGUCUGUUACACUGCUAAAGACGGGACACCCAAGGACGGCGGGAAUGACAGUGGAAAGAAAAGCGUCGGCGAUGGAAAGAGGACGUCCGGCUCCGGUGGGUCAGGCAAAGGUGGAAGCCAGCUACGCUGCCCCAAAUGCGGAGACCCCUGCACACAUGUAGAGACCUUUGUGUCAUCAACACGGUUUGUCAAAUGCGAGAAGUGUCAUCACUUUUUCGUGGUCUUAUCUGAAACGGACUCUAAAAAAGGGCUAAACAAAGAGCCGGAAUCGGCCGCCGAGGCAGUGAAGCUGGCGUUUGCACAGAAACCUCCUCCUCCUCCCAAGAAGAUUUAUGCCUAUCUGGAUAAGUAUGUUGUCGGCCAGUCGUAUGCGAAGAAGGUCUUGGCUGUGGCGGUGUACAAUCACUACAAGCGCAUCUACAACAACAUCCCUGCAGGGAGCCGACAGCAGGUGGAGGCGGAGAAACAGCCGUCUUUAACACCACGAGAGCUAGAGAUGAGAAGACGAGAGGAUGAAUACAGAUUCACAAAGCUGCUGCAGAUCGCAGGAAUCAGUCCUCAUGGAAACGCUCUUGGUGCGACCAUGCAGCAGCAGGCCAGCCAGCAGCCGCCUCAGGAGAAGAGGGGAGGGGAGAUCCUGGACUCCACUAACACUGACAUCAAACUGGAGAAGAGCAACAUCAUACUCCUCGGUCCUACUGGUUCAGGGAAAACAUUGCUGGCGCAGACACUGGCUCGCUGUCUUGAUGUUCCUUUUGCGAUCUGCGACUGCACCACUCUCACCCAAGCUGGAUACGUGGGAGAGGACAUCGAGUCGGUUAUCGCCAAACUUCUGCAGGAUGCCAACUACUCAGUGGAGAAAGCACAACAAGGUAUCGUGUUCCUGGAUGAAGUGGAUAAGAUUGGCAGCGUGCCUGGAAUCCAUCAGCUGAGAGAUGUGGGCGGGGAGGGCGUUCAGCAGGGUUUGCUGAAACUCUUGGAGGGAACAAUCGUCAACGUUCCAGAGAAAAACUCUAGAAAACUAAGAGGCGAAACGGUUCAGGUCGACACAACCAACAUUCUGUUUGUUGCGUCGGGAGCUUUCAACGGCCUCGACAGGAUUAUAAGCCGAAGAAAGAAUGAAAAGUAUUUGGGAUUUGGAACGCCGUCUAACUUGGGGAAAGGGCGCCGAGCGGCCGCUGCAGCGGACCUGGCCAACAGCAGCGGCGAAACGGACGCCGUGGCGGAGAUCGAGGAGAAGGACCGGCUCCUAAAGCACGUGGAGGCGAGGGACCUGAUCGAGUUUGGAAUGAUCCCGGAGUUCGUCGGCCGUCUUCCCGUCGUGGUUCCUCUGCACAGCUUGGAUGAGGACACGCUGGUCCGAAUCCUGACCGAACCGCGGAACGCUGUGGUUCCUCAGUACCAGGCUCUGUUCAGCAUGGACAAAUGCGAGCUGAAUGUGACCCCGGAUGCCUUGAGAGCCAUCGCCAGAUUGGCCUUGGAGAGAAAAACCGGAGCUCGUGGCCUCAGAUCCAUCAUGGAGAAACUUCUUCUUGAGCCCAUGUUUGAGGUGCCUCACUCCGACAUCGCUGCUGUUGAACUGGACAAAGAUGUGGUUCAGGGAAAAUCGCAGCCCAGAUACAUCCGAGCCCCGGCCAAGGAUUCAUCAGAGGAGGAGUACGACUCCGGCAUGGAGGAGGAGAACUGGCCUCGGCAGGCUGACGCCGCCAACAACUGAACCACGUCUCUCAUUUCACCUGAAAUCAUUCGACUCCCACGAACUCCCCCCCCUCUGGAUACCGCGUUCGGUUCCAGCCCUUAUUUUUAUUACUUCACCUGACAAACGAAACCAUGGACGCUUCGUGAUGAAGAAGCUGAGAGAGAGUAACAACCUUUGGGUGUCUUUGUGUGGGAUAAUAAAUCUCUAGCGGUGCACCCAGUGUGGACCUUUUUAUCACAUAUUUCAAUCUCUGGGGAUUGUUAACAUUUUAUCUAUAUAAAGAUAAGAUUUUAUUCAAAAAAAAAAAAGAAAAAAAUAUUUGUAGGUAGUUUGUAUCCUCUUUUUGUGCUGAUUGGUUGUAAUGGGAGGGGAAGCAGACGGCGUUAAUGGGAUCAUAUUUUAGACGUGAAGUCUGAGGGGCGGCUGGCGUGACGUUAACGUGUCGAGAAAUGCCUUAAAUCACAAGGGCGUGAUAUUCCACAAAACGCAUCAAUAUUUUGAUGUUUCUUCCUUUGCCACCGUUGUGAUAACGGUGCUGGAGGGGAAAUCGGUUGUAAAUGUUAAGCUAAGCUGCACAAGUAUCGUUUGUAAGCGGUUUGUAAUACAUGGAGGUUGAAAAACACACCAGCACAUCGAACACGGCAGGUGAAACAUCCGUUUUCUUAAUGUUCUAAUGUCCAGCUCCUUAGGAAUCCGUUUCCGUCUGGACCUCGGAGUGGCUGGAUUCACAGAACGAAGACAUUUAGCAGACCAAACCCUGCACCUUUUCUAAAAACCUCUGUUUGCUUUGUAGUUUUCAACCUCUUUCAAUCCGGGUUUGUUUUCAUUUGCAAAUCAUGAAAAUAACCAGACUCCCUCCGUAGAGCUGCAGAUACUUUCUUUCUGUGUUGCACCUGUGUCCAAAUGGCACCUCACGUCCUGUGAUGUCACAUCCUGUUACCAGACGGUACCUCUGUGCUUCUGUUUCAUGGAGACGCCGUCCACAAGGUCUCUGACUCACCAGGCUGCUGUGCUGAAACGCGCUCCGUCUCCUCUUUGCUUUAACUUUCUUUUUUUUCUCUCUCUGUGAAGCUCUAAGCUGCUGUAAUUUCAGACGUCUGUUACAGAAAUGAUAUUAAAAUAAAACUCCCCUCUCAAAAGCUUGUGAAUCCUAAAUUCAUUGUGAUCGUGUAAAAAUAUAUAAAUAAAAUCUAUACCUGA
This is a messenger RNA of Cyprinodon tularosa, 3339 nucleotides long. Its product is annotated as ATP-dependent Clp protease ATP-binding subunit clpX-like, mitochondrial. The record is from RefSeq and is a predicted model, not a curated record. The transcript is spliced from 15 exons. Gene Ontology annotation, molecular function: protein dimerization activity; ATP hydrolysis activity; ATP binding. Lineage: Eukaryota; Metazoa; Chordata; Actinopteri; Cyprinodontiformes; Cyprinodontidae. The coding region runs from base 286 to 2157 and encodes 623 amino acids. Gene Ontology annotation, biological process: protein catabolic process; proteolysis; protein folding. Gene Ontology annotation, cellular component: mitochondrial matrix.